UUCCCUGCGGUUAGUUUUGUCAGGACGUUUUUGGGGAGUGACUGAAGACAUUGUAAAUGAUGACCAUAAACGUGUUCUCGGUCAUGUUUAUUAUACACCUCUUCUAUCUGGUCAUUAAACCGUCUUGUCACAAGACAAAGACUGGCGAGUGCUUUAAGUUUGAACAUUCAACUACGCAACAAAUGGUUUUUCAUUUUCAUCAGAACGAGAAUAAAGCGUGUCUGCCAUCUCCAGGUCAAAUAAUAUUUUUGAAAUAUAAACAAAUAGCGAAAGCAUAGAAGUCAGUUGCGCAACUCUGGGGUUUUUGAGAGUCACAUGUCCCGAGCUGGAAGGGGUGGAUUUCAGUGCUUCUGAUGCAAUUCCCUCUUUGUUUGUGGUGCUCAUCCUAGUAAAGCGAUCUCCGCUUCACAACAGCACUCCGUUAGUUGCUUAUCGUUCUGAAGGUUUAACUGUAAACAAGUCGACUCAACCCCACAGAAGUCGCCACCCUAUAUUUUCACAGAAUGAAUGACAAUAGCAAACUCGAGACUGAAGAACUGCUUACUUGUCUUCAUAUCCAUCUCUUCCACCCUAACCAAGCCAGCCGUCCACUCUUCCACAACCUGCCCCUAAAUCAGCCGUACAAAAUAGACGCUGAAGAUCCACUAAGGCUUGGCCGUGAUGGGCAGACCUGCAUCUUCGCCCUAAACGACACCUCUGUCUCCAGAAAACAGCUCUCCUUACAGGCGUAUAAGAAAGCUGGCAGCCCGUUCUUGAGCUUCAUGAUCCAGAACAUGAGCCAGAAGGUCAAACUCGUGGUCGGUGGGUCUGAACUGAGAUACCUCGAAAGAGCUGAGCUUGAUGAUAAGGUGCUCUGUCGCUUUGGAAGAUAUGAACUGCUGAUUUGGCAGGAACCAGGAGAUUCUGAGAAUAAAUUUGAGGUCCUGUUUGAUACAUGCAAUGCACCUCCUUCACAGGAAUUGGGCAUAGAUGUGCCAUGCAGACCACUUGUUUUGGAUACCGGCAUGCCAUGGAGAAACUUUGAGAAUGGAGCACCUGUAAGCCAAGAGCCACUGGAGUCAGAUGAGACAGUUGUUUUAGUAUAGAUGUUUUUCGGACAUUGCUCUGCAAGAAAGCAGACAUUGACUAUUCAGAAUUUGCAUUUUGUUAUUAUUAUUGACGCUCUGUUAUUAAAGCAGUCCGCACAUCUUGUAAGUAACAGAAUGAGAUCUAAAACUAUGCUACAAACAUUGUUAUGACUUCUUCUGCAAUGCCACUGAACCAGUUUUGUUGCCUAAUGUGUCUUUGCAUUCCUCUUGUACAGAUAUUUUAUUACGUAUUUUGCUGAAUUUUAUUGGAAUUUGUGUCACACUGCUCAAAAGGUGCUUUGUGUUUUCUCUUCAUUAAUGUAUGUGUUCAUUGCAGAAGUGCUUUUG
Molecule: messenger RNA, 1415 nt
Organism: Sinocyclocheilus grahami
Lineage: Eukaryota; Metazoa; Chordata; Actinopteri; Cypriniformes; Cyprinidae
Gene: tifa
Product: TRAF interacting protein with forkhead associated domain
Exons: 2
Coding region: 504-1085 (193 amino acids)
Biological process (GO): positive regulation of canonical NF-kappaB signal transduction
Molecular function (GO): protein binding
Source: RefSeq, a predicted model, not a curated record